Molecule: messenger RNA, 1599 nt
Organism: Gigantopelta aegis
Lineage: Eukaryota; Metazoa; Mollusca; Gastropoda; Neomphalida; Peltospiridae
Product: glutamate receptor ionotropic, kainate 4-like
Exons: 8
Coding region: 1-1599 (532 amino acids)
Cellular component (GO): membrane
Molecular function (GO): glutamate-gated receptor activity
Source: RefSeq, a predicted model, not a curated record
AUGACUGUUUUUUUUCUCCUUGAGGAUGCUUUGUUUUGUUUAGAUGAACUGCUGACGGCCUUUAUCACACAGCUGGGACACGCCCACGGCGGUAUAGUCGUGGACUUGCACAAGGUAAGCGACUAUAACGACAGCUCGUUCCCCGAGUUUCUUCUCGAUGUUCACCAACGUCUGUUUCCACGGCUUGACUUCCUCCUCAUGACAAGUGACGACACAGUGUGGGAUAUACUGGCUUAUGUAAAUCGAAUUGAUUCCUUCAGUAAUAGGACAACAGAUUUUAACUACCACUCUAAGUGGCUUGUGCUCCUGAAUUCAGGAAAUGUUGACAAGUUUGCGUACAAUCUUCACAGUUUGCAACAUGUGACCUUCAUUCAAAACGUGUGCGGUGUUCAGAUGUCGUCGUUUAUCUACUCAAAAACUGUCGACAAUGCUACGGAAUAUUCAGGCUUCUCCAUUGAUUUGUUGAAGGCAUUGGCGAGACGUCUAAACUUCACAUACGAAUUUGUAGAACCGACACAUGGAACAUGGGGAGUGCUUGAUAAUGGGUCUUGGAACGGACUGGUUGGUAUGAUGGAAAGAAGGGAAGCCGAUCUUGCACUGGCCGACCUUUCCAUCAACAUCAACAGGUCAAAGGUCAUGGACUACCUUUUACCUCCCAUCUAUUACGACAAAAUAGACAUUGUCUACAAAGAGGAAAAUAGCAUCCCAUCAACGUGGAUGACGUUCCUUCGACCGUUUUCUCCCAUUGUCUUUAUGUCGAUAGCCGUGAGCACUGUGGGAUUUUUCGUCCUGUAUUCGGCAGCGAUGGUGGUGAUUCGUAAUAAGUACACGUGCAGAAAGGAACCGAGGACAGUCACAGACGUCGUGUGGUUCACCAUCUCCUCUCUCUUUAAACAAGGUACCACGAUUAUUAGCCCGUCCACUCACGGCAUACGGAUUCUCGUGUCGGCGUGGCUGCUGUUUUCCCUCGUGGUCAUCACGGAGUACACCGGCCACCUGACCGCGGCCUUCACUGUACUGCCCGAGCCCAAACUCUUCAAGAGUCUGCGACAGAUUUUAGAUCAUCCCCAGUAUAAGAUAGGAAUGGUCAAAGGAGCUAUCACCAGCAUGCUUUUAGAGAACUCAAACAAUCCGGAAUAUCGUGAAGUUUGGUCUUACAUCGUAGAAAACAGAAAACGCUACCCAGAAAUAUUUAGCGAGAGUGAAGAAACUCAUUUAAAAAAGGUAAAGGGAGGCAACUACGCCCUUAUUGACUACGAUUCCACCUUGCGAAUGUUCAUGAUAGAGAACUGUGGUCUUCAAAGACUCGGAAUAAGUUUAGAGUGGCAACCCGUUUCUCUAGGAGUUCCUCUAAAUUCGACGCUGAAAGUGGACCUUGAACGAGUAAUGCGACGAUUAGAAGCGUCAGGUAUCUUUAACUACUGGUGGUACGUGCACAUGUCCCAGCUAAAACACAUCACCUGUCCGUCCAGGCAGCGGUCUGUGAGUUCCAGUAUCACGCUGGAUGACAUCAAAAGCGGAUUCGUUCUUCUCGGAGCUGGCAUUGGAGCCGCAGUUCUUUCUCUGGCCGCAGAAGUCCUGAAGAAGAAGUUGAUGUGA